AUGGCACACUCCAAGAGCACUAGCGUGACACUGAAGCUUCUUGUCCACACAAAGGGUCGCAAGGUUCUGUUUGCUGAAGCGACCAAGGAGGUUGUGGAUUUCUUUUCACCCUUCUCUCUUUGCCUGUCGGCACCGUGGUUAGGCUCCUCUCCAAGAAUUGCUUGUUCACAGUGCACACGUUAUUAUUCUAUCUCCACUCCAGUAAAUUAUGUUUCUCUGACGCAAGCACCUUGUAGCACUGUUGAAACGGCGACGUCCAGCGAGGGUGGGUAUGCGAAGGGUGUUGUUACAUAUAUGAUCAUGGACAAUUUGGUAGUGAAGUCGAUGUGUCUACCAUUUCUGCAGUUCCUGCGGAGGGCUGAGCCCAAGGCUUGGGGGGGCGGGGGGGGGGGGGGGAAUGGUGUUCAGCGAACAGCCCAAGCCCGGCUGGGAGUGGGUCCCACGAAGUCGGCUGGCCCUCAGGCUAGUUCAGCCCGAGGGCUGUUGUUCACGUCAUCACCACAGUCCCACUACAGUGCCCACGUGCUACAGUGCGCUACAGUGCUACACGAUACAGUGCCGCUAAAGUCCACGUGUCGCGCUCUGGGCUCUUCGAUCAGAUUUUUUUCUCCAAUCCAACAGCAGCCAGUUUUUGUGCAAUAA
This is a messenger RNA of Prunus armeniaca (apricot), 642 nucleotides long. NCBI's taxonomy places the organism in Eukaryota, Viridiplantae, Streptophyta, Magnoliopsida, Rosales, Rosaceae. The record is from the annotation of a GenBank genome assembly.